Messenger RNA from Branchiostoma belcheri (Belcher's lancelet), 1848 nucleotides. RefSeq names its product E3 ubiquitin-protein ligase Midline-1-like. The transcript has 7 exons. Gene Ontology annotation, biological process: positive regulation of DNA-templated transcription. The record is from RefSeq and is a predicted model, not a curated record. Gene Ontology annotation, molecular function: ubiquitin-protein transferase activity; zinc ion binding. NCBI's taxonomy places the organism in Eukaryota, Metazoa, Chordata, Leptocardii, Amphioxiformes, Branchiostomatidae. Bases 85 to 1848 code for a protein of 587 amino acids. Gene Ontology annotation, cellular component: chromatin; nucleoplasm.
UUGUACUGUAUUCCGUAAAAUUACUCUGUUUACCCUGUCCCUCUCUAAACUGACUUGUUUUUACAUGGCAGAUUUGGAAGAAGAAUGAUGGAGGCAUUAGAAAGUGAGUUGACCUGUCCUGUGUGUCUGGAGUUGUACAAUACACCCCUACUCCUGCCUUGUCUACACAACCUGUGUCAGAGAUGUGCAGAGGAAAUUCUACUCUCCGCGCAGAAAAAGGGCAAAAAGGCCACCGAACCAGAGACUUCAAUUCCUCAAGCGUCAGAGACUCAAACAGAAGCUGAGGAUGACAUUUUGGAGGAAGAUGUGGAUACAGAUUCCUUAGAGCCGGAUGGGGAAGAAGAAAACGUUGAGUUUGUUGAAUCAGAUGAAGAUAAAACUGAAGAUGACGUAGUAGAGCCAACAGCUGAAGCCACAACUACAACUGAAACAGCAAGUGCACCUGUAACAACAAGUGCACCUGUAACAACAAAUGCAUCUGGAGCAACAAGCGCGCCUGAAGGAAGAAAUGCACCUGAAACAACAACUGCACCUGAAACAACAAGUGCACCUGAAGCAACAACAGCACCUGAAACAACAACUGCACCUGAAAGGGAAGAAGAAACAGAGGCAGAGGUUGAAUCCACAGAUGAACCAACAGACGAAGAAAACCCUCAAGACUGUGACCUGGACACCCCUGCACCUGACAGAGAAAUCGCUCAGACAGCUGAACUGGAAAGUGAUUCAGCUGAAGGAGCCAGUCCAGCCAGCUCACCUGACACGGACAAUGGGAACAAAACUCCCACCAGUCAGGACAUCGAAGACAUCAAAACAAACAUCGCAGAAUCUCAAGAAUACCUAAAAGCGGCCUUGAAGUUUUAUGAAAACGGCGAAGAACUUCCAGUUGAAGAAGCAGCUAAAAAAGCUGCUGCCUUGACGGUGGAUGACAAAGAUUUCGAUGAAGGCAUCCAAGAGGAAGAAGCAACCGAAGAUGCUGUUUUGGAAGAUUUUAGAAGUGAUGAGGAGGAUGAUGAUGAUGUAGAGCCUACAAGUUUCCCCUGUCCAACAUGUAGAAAAGACGUGGAGUUUGAGUCAGGCAGAGGACUGGAAAGUCUGCGUAGGAACAUCACACUGGAGAACAUCAUUGAAAGGUAUCGAGAUCUGGCCAAGGGCACCAAACCGUCGCCUGUGCUGUGUGAUGUGUGUGAUGCGGACCCCCCUCCCACAGCUACGAAAACCUGCCUGACAUGUCAGAUCUCCUACUGUGACAACUGUGUGAGGACCACUCAUCCCAGCAACAAGAAGGCUUUCACCAGGCACAAGCUGGUAGAACCACAACAGGCCAAACGAAAGGUCCUGACUUGUCCUGACCACGAGGAUGAGAAGUUGAACAUGUUCUGUUGUGUGGAUGAGAUGCCCAUCUGUGCCCUGUGUAAACUGGUGGGCAAACACAGCGAACACAAGGUGGCAGCUCUUGCACAGAUGUACAGGCAGAAAAAGGAAUCAGUGGCCAACAGUGUGUCCAGACUGGAACAGGAGUUACAGGAACUGGGUGUGUUUGUGACCAAAGUCAAACAGACCAUCACUGAACUAGAGAGGAACAGCGAUGGUCUGAAGUCUCAUCUCUCGUCAGCGAUCGAGGAACUUUGCAGAAACUUACAGAACAGGAGAGACGCCAUGCUGAGGGAGGUGGAACAGGAGAAGGAGGUACAACUGGAGCUGCUGCAGGUAGAACUGGCCACCCACGAGGACCAGGUGAAGAAGAUGGACGCCCUCAUGAUGUACGCUAAUGAAGCACUCAAGGAAGAGGACCAUGCCAGCUUCCUACAGGUACAUCCAGCUGAAGGAUCGAAAGAAUGGAGUAAAUAA